This is a messenger RNA of Striga asiatica, 309 nucleotides long. The record is from the annotation of a GenBank genome assembly. Lineage: Eukaryota; Viridiplantae; Streptophyta; Magnoliopsida; Lamiales; Orobanchaceae.
AUGGGGAUUUGGGCCGGGACUGGGAGUGUGUUUUGUAUUCGGGAUUGGAUGGAUUGGACUCGGGUGUCGUCUGAUGUUAGGAGUUCUUGGUGGUUUUGGGCUGGGCCGGGUUUUGGGCCGGUGCAGGAGUCUCUGUGUUUUAUUUCUAGAAGAUUUUCUAUUGGUUUUGGUGAGGUUUCCAUGGAUAAGGACUCUUACCCAUUCACGGGCACUGCUGGUAAUUCGCUGUUCAAAAAUAGCUCAGCUGCACUCAUGAAAGAGAGGGUUUGGGUGAGUGCAGAGACAAGCAGUCGGGCUAGCAAAAGCUAG